AUGGGCUUCAAGGGUGGGCAGAUCUCCCAGAAGGUCUGCUUCAUUCCGUCGUUCCUCUGUUGGGUUCCAUCAUUGAGCUCCUUGCCUUCGCCGGAACCUGCCGCUUUCGCCUCAUACCCAUCUAAAUCCACAUUCUGCACCCUGCUCCCGCCUCUCCUCGUCCAGCCCCAUAUCAGUGUAUGUGCUCCUAAUCUACCUUCUAGAAGUGACGAUGGUCACAAGCUCGGCACGUGCCAGGUCCUUGAUCCAGCCAACAUGAAAAGUACCCUUGGUUGCCAGGUUCCUGAAGAGACAUUUGAGAAGUUGUGCUUUGCUGGCUCUUCCUAUGGCCAGCUGAUUUGUGGCUGUGGCAGAAAUUGUCUUAUCAUGGAUGUGUUCACUGGUGCCAAAGUUUUAUCUCCACAGCUCCCAUUUACCGACAACACUUAUUUCUACUCUGGCAUGCUGUCAGCUCCCCUUGCAUCACCUAACUCACACCUCCUAGUUUGCACAGUGUCCAAACAGGACGCUUUGGUGGAGGUGAAGAAGCUAGAGAAUUACUCGCUGUUUAUUGGGAGUGAUGUGAGGAGCUCGACGUUUUCUUGCGCCAGCUUAGGACGAUGGAGCGGGAGGAGCAAUUGCUUGUACUAUGGGUAUUACGAUCCACCCUUGGUGUUGCAUGGAAUUGGUGAUGAUGCAGAUGCUGUGUGUGAUCCAGAUUAUGGCCCUGAUGACCUUGUGUUCAAGAGCCUUGUGUUCAAGAGGAACUGGAACACCCGACUGCAGCCCUUCUGGCUGUACCCAAGCAUGCUCUAUCGCUGA
Miscanthus lutarioriparius is the source of this 801-nucleotide messenger RNA. NCBI's taxonomy places the organism in Eukaryota, Viridiplantae, Streptophyta, Magnoliopsida, Poales, Poaceae. The record is from the annotation of a GenBank genome assembly.